This is a messenger RNA of Microdochium trichocladiopsis, 4773 nucleotides long. RefSeq names its product tuberin. Gene Ontology annotation, cellular component: TSC1-TSC2 complex; cytoplasm; nucleus. The coding region runs from base 1 to 4773 and encodes 1590 amino acids. The record is from RefSeq and is a predicted model, not a curated record. Gene Ontology annotation, molecular function: GTPase activator activity. Gene Ontology annotation, biological process: regulation of small GTPase mediated signal transduction; positive regulation of GTPase activity; negative regulation of TOR signaling. The transcript is spliced from 2 exons. Lineage: Eukaryota; Fungi; Ascomycota; Sordariomycetes; Xylariales; Microdochiaceae.
AUGCCUUCAUCGCCUGGGGAAGAGGGCGCUUCGCAACAAGAUGCCAGGGCUCCCGGCUCUUUUGCCAGCGUUUUCAAAGGCCUGACGGGAGCGACAAAGCUCACAAAACUGCCGGGCGGCGGCCCCGUGCCGCCUGUCCAACCGGCAGAGUUAUUUGUGAGUGCCCAGGUUGCUCAGCAACUCAAGGCCUCGGCACCCAUCACUCACGGAGUGCCACAGCAGCACGUCCAAGCGCUCAACCAGUUACGCAAUGGUGCCACUGUGAGCGAGCGAGUCGCGGCUGCAGCCGCUCUACGUCAGGCAGUCAUCGAUUACCCUUUGAAUCCAGUGCUCGACAUAUGGUAUGCCGCCAAGGACCUUGUAGACUCAACCAACUCCGAGGGCACGCGCGCUGCUGGUUGGGAGUUGUUGACGGCGUGUGUCAGGCAUCCCUCGUCGACCGGGCUGGAGAGGAAAGAAUUUUUCCAGACCAUCUCUUCCAAUACAAGCCCUCAAGAUUUCAAGUUCCAGCUUGCAGCUCUUGCUGAGCUGACUAGGAACGGUCGCAAUAUAUCGGGCUUUGACUACGAGGUGUUCCCACUCCUGUCAACCUGGCUCAUGCAGGCAUUCAACGCCGUCAAGAGCGCUCGGAGCGCUGCGAAGCGAUCUGGACUGCGCUUCAAAGGCAAGACCAUAUUGUUGCCUGAAGAGGAGAACUUCAUAAAUCUCUUCGCAUCCAUCAGAGAUCUCAUCAAGUUCAACAUCAGCGCAGCCAAUGAAGAAGCGGUGGAGUCACUCGUUGAUUCGCUACUGAAGAUCUGCAUGACAGCCAGUGUCGAAGACGAUCUAAGAGCUUGUAUUGACGUGUUGGAGUCAAUCGUGACUUACGGCGCGAUCCCACAGACCAAACACAAGAACUGCGUGCAUGUGCUGAGCUCAAUCCAUUCUCUGGUGCCGUCACUCGAGAAGGCGUCGUGGCACACGUUCCGUGUGUUGUGCCGUUCCCACAACGGGGCCGCAACUGUUAGACAGUUGAUUGAAGUGCUUAGCACCACGCCCGAAAGAGAAGAGAAGCAGGAGACAAAGAAGCAAAACGUACGAGAACUCCGGGGCGCGCUUUCCAUCCUCCAGAAGCUGGUUGCGAAAAGUUCUGAAAAGGGCUACCCGGCGAUACCGUUCACGUUACUAGUCGAUGGCUUGAGUAAGGCUGUCGACUCUACGUCGAGCUGGCGUGUCCAGCUUGACGUCCUGCGCCUGCUCAACGUCUUAUUCGAAGACGAAGGGACGCAAGUAAAUACGAUCCUGAGCGACGAGGACUGGGCCCCAUUGCUCCAGGUCGCCGUCGCCUGCGCAGGCAUCGCUAUUGGACAGAACAGUACCAGAGAAGAGGUCGUCAAAUCUCCAAAUGCACGCGAGGAAUUUCUCACGCCAGAAAUCACCAUCACCGAUGAGGUUCUCAAGUUGGUCUCUCGCAUCGAGAUGCUCAUCAACACAUCGGUCACGCCCUUACUUCAGCGGGAGGACUGUAUCGACUUUCUUGCUAAGCUGCAUCAGUUACUUCCCGACUCGGCAGCGCUGGCAGUGCUAGACUACUACAAGGAAUUCCGGUGCUGUUUCCCAUCAGACGCGGACUGGGAGACGAAGCUUGAGAGCGUUUUGCACGACUUUUUCUCCGACAAGGGCCGAUCGACAGAAGUCCGGUCCAGAGCUCUGCAGAUUGUCACGGAGCUUUACGACAUGAUUGAGCUAAUAGACGAUCACAUUGAGCCCGGCUUCGUGCCGGAACUCAUCCGACGACUCUUGGUCGGAGUCUCGGAGGAAACAGACGUAUUACUUCUUGAAGAGUUGAUGGCCUUCUCUUGUGCUGUUGCCACCACGGCCAACUACGAAUUGUUCCGCACCAUCGUGGACACUCUUCGAGGCGUUAUUGGCGGAGAGCGAUUGCGCACACCAAUGGAGCCUGAGACCACGAGCUCCGCUUCGAGCUCGACUCAGGACACCACGCGAGGACUUCAGUCAACAACACCGUCGAAUGUGGUUGCGAAGGGCUAUGUCAGACUGUUCGUAAAUGUCAUGGGACAUGAUUCCGCCAAGGCUAUCCACCUAUUCGAGACGCUCGUGGUUAUGUCGAAGCUGGAAACGUGUGAAGUCGACGCCCGGCUGACUGCCAUGAAAAUGCUAUUCCGACUGAGAGCAGACUGGGCCAACCGCAUUUUCCUUCUCUACGACACUGAGUCGAUCCCAAUGGCUGCCAAGCUUGUGCGGACUGAAGCUGCCUUAGUGCGGAAGCAGGCAGAAGAAGCUGCUCAAGGCAGCAGGCACAGCAAGACGGACGGUGUAGGGCCAGUAAGACCGAGUCGUGGGACAUCCUUCUCGCAACUGCAUUCCUCAGAUCGAUUACAAGCAACAGCAAGAUCUUCCAGCGGAGUGCGACCACUUCAGGCGCACAAUCAACCAAUGUGGAUUUUACCCGACCCCGAAGCACUACCCCCAAACACCUCACAGCUGGCAAGCCCAGUCCUCUUCUCCACCUCACCAGAACCAGGUACCGCGUCCGAGGAUCAAGCGGCUGCUACCGACGUAUGUGUGCUACGGACUAGUCUAUGGCUGGAAGCUGUCUUGGAGCUCUUGAAAGAAGGGUCUGACUGGGAGGUGUACAGCUUCAUGCUUGUGCAUCUUCCCUCCCAGCUCAGCAACCAUGCACUGUUCAAAAUGGCAAUUCCACAGAUGCAGGAACUUCGACGACUCGUCUGUGAGCAGUUGCGAAACAACAGCCUGCCAGAACCGCCUAGUACACAUGGACUCCGGCGUGCUGACGUUGCUAUUUGUUACUUUCAAUCCCUGACCAUGAUCCUCAGCUAUCACCACCAUUUUCAGAAGGCUGAGGAAGAUGACAUUGUUCGGACCUUCGUGCAAGGCAUCGCGCACUGGGAGCGGAGCGCUAAGAUUUGCAUCCAUGCUCUUUCAAUCUGCUGCCACGAGCUGCCCUCCUCGACGAGUAAAAUGCUCGUCACCAUGCUGUCGAAGAUGUCCCAAAUCAUUACACAGCCAUACGUCGCAAUGCAUAUCCUUGAAUUCCUGACGUGUCUCAGUCGGCUGCCGCAGCUAUACGCGAACUUUCACCAGGAGGAAUUCCGGAUCGUGUUCGGCAUAUGCUUCAGAUAUCUGCAAUACGCACGCGAGAAGAGACAAGUCCACAAACCGUACACGCAGGCCGAGACACAAGCCUCAGAAGCCGGCCAUCCAGACAUUCGGCCGAUUCCGAAUGCAACCGAUGACCUACCUCAGUAUGUGUAUGCUCUUGCAUACCAUGUCAUCGUGUACUGGUUUCUGGCGUUGAAGCUGCCGGACCGUGCAGCUCAUGUCGGCUGGAUAGCGAAGAAUCUUUUCAUGGAUGCGGACGGAUCUCAGGCGUCCGAUGAGCAAGCACAAACUACCAUCGACUUCAUGCAGCGAGUCACGUAUGCAGACGUCGUGGAAUCUGCAGCCGAUCCGCUCUUCACUUCCGAGCGGUUCGGGCCGAUCAACAAGAGGCGUUGGCUCGUUGGCAAUAGUAUCGUCACCAUUGAGCAAGCAACGGCGUCAGGCUGGGCGCAAAUCACAAAACGACAUCCGUCCGGUACCUCCUCGUAUAUGAUCCGCGAAAACUACCAACAGCCACCUCCUCACCAGAAAGGCCUGGGCGAUCUCGGGAGAGACGAAGACGCGGCGCUUGCCAAUGAUAUCCUUCCAAACCACCUUCUCGUGUCACUUCUGACGUCCCUGCCGCAAGGGCAUGAUCACACUCGCCCGAUUCCACUGCCGGAUGAUGAUGCGGUGCAGCGCGCGAUUCGCAUGUUUGAUCACAACUCUACUGUCGAUGGGCACAAAGUUGGCGUUAUAUACAUUGGGGAGAAUCAGACUCACGAGACGGAGAUACUGGCAAAUGUGUCCGGCAGUAGCGACUAUGUGGAGUUCCUGAAUCGUCUAGGUACACUGACGAAGUUGAAAGGGGCUUCCUUCAAUACGCAGGGGCUGGAUCGGCAGUACGGUACUGAUGGCGAGUACACAUUCUGUUGGAGGGAUCGUGUCACCGAGAUGGUGUUCCAUGUGACUACGCAAAUGCCGACAAACAUCGAGCACGAUCCAGGAUGCACCCUCAAGAAACGACAUAUCGGCAAUGACUUUGUCAACAUCAUCUUCAAUGACUCUGGGUCCCCCUUCAAGUUCGACACGUUUCCUUCUGAUUUCAACUAUGUCAACAUCGUCAUCACGCCUGAGUCGAGGGGUUCCUUUGUGGCAACCCGGCAGCAGGCAGCCAGUGGGGUCCAGCAGACGUCGUUUUACAAGGUCCAAGUUAUGAGCAAGCCUGGUUUCCCGGAGAUAUCACCAGCAUCGGACACCAAGAUUGUCAGCCUCAAAGCCUUGCCCGCAUUCAUCCGACUGCUGGCUCUCAAUGCGUCUGUUUUCUGCUUGGUGUGGUCCACACGCGACAGUGGUGGUGACAACAUUUCGCCGUGGCGGAAUCGUUUACGGGAAAUUAUACGUCUCCGGGAGAAGUUUGGUCUCAAGUCAGCCACGGCACAGCCUCAGCACGACACUCUGCGAGUGGGCAAUGCAAUGCGAGACAGCUUUAGCACCCUGCGCCGGUCGUCCGUAGCGACGUUCUUCUCAAACAACAGCGAACAGCCGCCUCAGCAUGUAUCCCAACGAUCGUCUUUGGCGUCUACGACCAACUCUGACACUGCCGAGCUCAACAACGCCAGCGCUGUGGAAUCGGUUGUGGACAGCGUCGAUUUUUCCAAGUGGGCAUAA